AUGAGCGAAGUACCGCCGAAUCUUCGUGAUUUCGAAGGGUACGUGGGCCACGACCGAGCUGCCCAAGAAGACCCAAAGGAGCGGGGCAUCUGGCAAGGCAUUCAAGCGCGGUGCAGGCGUAUCGACGAGUGCAUUAAAGAGUCUGAUGCUUUGCAAGAGAAGAUCUCCGCUCUUGUCGCAGAACAAUCUGCACGUAUCGAUCGUGGCGAAGAAACCUCAGCCCGCAUUGAUGACGAGCUCGAAGAUCUUCUGCGCGACAACAUCCGUAACCUUAACGAGGCGCAAACCCUUCUGCAACCUGUCGAAGGCGGCAAUGACGUCCACACCCAGAUGACGUUACUGGCCGCCCUCCGCAUGUCGGAAGAGGCCCCACCUUCAGCAUCACGAGCCACCAGCGUUGGGCAUGGAAAGUCUGGACGCGACCGCCAAGGCAAGCGAAAGCUGACCGAUAGCAUCGAUGACCGCGACAGCAUGGCUGCGGACAGUCCUGGAGGCCCUAGCCCAAAGGUCGUUAUCAGCAGCCAAAAAGAUCGACUGGUAGCCAAGUCGGGCAGUAGCAGAGCAGGAUCGGUACCUGUUGCGAGAGAAGGCAGCGUGAAGAUGGACGAGGACGAUUCGGGUAAGGAAGUCCGACCGCGUCUAUCACCGCAAACAGAAGUUCUCUACCGAAACAACGCGAAGAACCGCUCUUCAUCGUCCUCCAUGUCAUUCGAAGGUGAAGGCAUCCUCUGCCGCGUAACAUCGGUAAUCGGCGAAGGAAAGCAACGCCGGUACGAAAUUAUCGAUGCUGAUCCGGAUCCUCCGACACCAUCGGUACCAUACCGGGCUUCUGUAAAUCACUUGAUACCCAUUCCACCCCCCUCCUCCAACACCACACUCCCGGACCUUAGCAAAGGGAAGAACGUGCUCGCUCUAUACCCCGGUACCACCACCUUCUAUAAGGCGGAAGUGGUGGCUGUAUGGAGACAGAUCGAUGGCAAGGUCAAGAAGGAAGAUGGAGGCAAAGAAGGGGAGACUGUGGAUAACCUUGUCAGGUUGAGGUUUGAGGGUGAAGACGAGGCGGAUCGCGAGAUGAGUGUUGAGAGGAGACGCACCGACAUCGCCAUGAACAACUACUCUUUUCUGGAGUCCUCCCAGCAACAAGCCGCCCAACAACAGCAACAACACAAUCAAAACCGCCCGCCGCCCUCUCCCUCACAUUCACAAGCCGGCAGUAUUGCAGGAUCGCAAGUUAACGGCGGCGGCCAGAACGGCAUUCCAAUGGUCAAUGGCUUGCCGAGUGGGGGCCAGCAGACAGACAUGAAUCAUCUGUGGGCGGUAGUGCAGCAGCUGAGUCAGUUGCUAGAAGAGAACAAGGCGCAGACGAGGGGAAUUGUGGAGGGUGUCGCUGCGAUACAAGGGAGGGCGGCACAAGAAGAGGGAGGUGAGGUCGGUGGUGGGCUUAAUCUGAGAGGUGGAGGAGGGGUGGGCAUGAGGGAGGUCAAUGGGGAGAUAAAUGCAGCGACAGUAGCACAUCUGCAAUCACAGCUAACGGCCGCACAAUCUACCAUCGCCUCCCUAACCUCCACCAACUCAUCCCUCUCCGCCCUCCUUACCGACUACGAAUCCGCCUUGACUCUUCUCCUCGAUAAACUACGUCCUUACGCCUACUCCCAAACAUCUGCCAUGCUCGCCCUGCACAAAUACUACCAAGGGCUCCUUGACCAAGAGCGCUCAACAUCUAUGGGGCUGCGGCUCGAACACGCAGACUGGCAGGCCGGGUUGAGUCGCGUAGCGGAGAAUGCAAGGAACGCACUACGAUGCCAGAGUGAAAUUGAACAAGAGUUAAGAGGCAGAUGUAAAGAGUUGGGUGAAGAGAACCGGGUGUUAAGACGUAUGGUGGGGUGGGAAGAGAGGGAAAGCAGUGAAGAUGAAGCCGAUGACAAGGCAUAA
Messenger RNA from Alternaria atra, 1932 nucleotides. RefSeq lists its product as uncharacterized. Bases 1 to 1932 code for a protein of 643 amino acids. The transcript has 6 exons. The record is from RefSeq and is a predicted model, not a curated record. NCBI's taxonomy places the organism in Eukaryota, Fungi, Ascomycota, Dothideomycetes, Pleosporales, Pleosporaceae.